Molecule: messenger RNA, 743 nt
Organism: Hydra vulgaris (swiftwater hydra)
Lineage: Eukaryota; Metazoa; Cnidaria; Hydrozoa; Anthoathecata; Hydridae
Source: RefSeq, a predicted model, not a curated record
AUAAUGUAAUAAGUAAUGGUAAAGCUAUAAAUAAUCAGAACAUUACUAUCCCAAAUAAGAAAGGCUUAGAUUUUCAUGGCUUUCAAGAGUCUGGACAAUAUUGUCAUGAAAGUCGUGCCCUUAGCAAUUAUGGAGAUUUUAUUCACAUCUCCCCUCCUAAGCCAUACACUGACAUGGGUUACAGUGAUGGUUCCCUGAGUAAGAGGAUAUUGUCUUGGACACCGACGGAAUCAUUUCAAAUUCCUGAAAAUAAACAUUUAAAGAGAGGCAGAGAUAUGUCAGUGCCAGAUUUUCAAGAUUUUGUAUAUACUUCGUUAAUGCAAAUACAAUAUGCGCUAGGUUUAUCCAAUGUUUUUAAAAAGAAAACUCUAAACUUAACUAACAUAUUUGAUGAGGAGAUCAAUUGUGUCAAGCCUGUUCAUCCACCUAACGAUGUUUACCUUGGCCAAAUUCCAAUGUGUACAGUCUCUCAGAUUAAAGACUUGGAUGAUAAACUUGAGAAUGAUACAUUUAAUAGUAAAUGGAAAAAGGCGCUAAUUAAGAAUUUUAGUGCAGAGUACCUCCGGGGACUAGGACAUAUGGCUGCUGGUCGCAAGAUCAUGGAGGCUUUGUUCAGUGAUGAUCUGCGCAUUAAUAUGUGUUAUACCGGAAGAGUUAGCGGUCGCUCUUUUAAAGACAAGAAUCUGCCCAGCAAUCUUUGGUGUCAUGGCAAAAAUCGGGUUUUUGGACGAAGAACUCGUUAA